CACCCCCACUUUAUAAUAAAGCAAAAGCUAAGAAUAAAAAAGAAUACUAAAUAAAUGAAAGAAGAAUGAAAAGGGAAGCAAAGCUCCCAAACCCCACCCUGUAUAUAAAAAUUCUUUCCAAGUUUCUUCACCCUCAUCUGAGAAAGCAAACAAAGGGACCAAGGCACUGUUGGUAAAGCUUUUAACAAACCCCUCUUUGGUUGGGUGUUUAAACAAGGAAACUCACCGAAGUGAAAGGGUUCAAAACAAAAGGAAAAGAAGAGAGAAAGCAACUAUUUUUUUCCUUCUUGUGCGUGUGGGGAACUUAUUUUUGAUGGAUCAGAGGCAUAUCAAAUUGAACUAAAGUUUUGUUGUUGUUGUUGUUGUUUUUUUUUUUUUGCAACAAAUGAUGGCAGGAAACCCUAGCUGGUGGAGCAUGCAUUUGCAUCCACCUUCUCAACACCCUUCAACUUUGUUAGUUACACCAUCCCCAUCCCUUUUCCCUCAAUAUGUUGUUGAAUAUUCAGCUACUUCUUUGCCUGAUAACCAAGAGCUUCCUCAGUCAUGUAGCCAACUACUCUUUGGUGGAUUCUCCGGCGAAGAAGAAAGGUUAUGUCCAAGUAAUUUCCAGCCAAAAAAGUUGGAAAAUUGGGAAAACCAAAUCCUGAAUCCAUCUCUGAGGGUUCCCGUAGUUGAAGUUAUAAAGCAAGAGGUUACUCAACAACAUAGCAACUUGUACGGUCAUCAUCAUGCCAGUGAAGAAUUUCAAGCACCUAGGCUUCCAGUUCCACCAGCUGCUUGGUCUCAAAUCAUGGGAACUGCAGUUUCAUCCCCCAGCCCCAGGUCCUGUAUCACCACUUCAAGCAGUAAUAUGUUAGACUUCACUUAUAACAAGGCCACAGAUGGGUCUAUCUCUAAUAUUCAACCACCCGUGGACCAUUCUUCUGAGUGUAAUAGCAAAGGCAGUGGUGGGGUGUACAAGAAAGCUAGGGUUCAGACGUCUUCAAGCCAACCACCUUUGAAAGUGAGAAAGGAGAAGCUUGGAGAUAGAAUAACAGCACUUCACCAGUUAGUUUCCCCAUUUGGAAAGACUGACACAGCAUCUGUGUUGUUAGAAGCUAUUGGUUAUAUCAGAUUCCUUCAAAGUCAAAUUGAGGCUCUUAGCUCCCCUUACUUGGGUACUGCAUCACCAAACAUGAGAAACCAACAAUCUGUUCAAGGAGAAAGGAAUUGUGCAUUUCUUGAAGAUGAAGGACAGGAAAAGCAAGAGCCUAAGCCAAAGGACUUAAGGAGUAGAGGGCUGUGCUUGGUUCCUGUAUCAUGCACCCAACAAGUCGGAAGUGACAAUGGUGCCGACUACUGGUCGCCGGCUUUCGAUCUAUUUUGUAAGUAUCUAUGCUGUCUUCAUGGGCUGUGAUGGAUAAAAGUCGAUGUUCGCCGCCACUUAACCUCCACUGACCACCAGUAGUUUCUUUUAUAAGGUGGGUUGGUCAUUAAUACUUCAAUGAUGACCCUUUGUUGACUUCUUGAUACGUUUCUAUUUUGAGAGUAUUGAGGAAUAAUAAAUGACUUCAUGAGUUAAUUUGGAGCCGUGUUGUCUUAAGUUUUAUGUGUUUUUUGUUAUUUUGUAUUGUUUAAUAAGUUUUCAUUUUUUCUUAUGAAAUUUGUGGAAUUUGUUGUCUUGUCUUGUACAAGUUAUAGUCUUUGUUUUGCAA
Gossypium arboreum is the source of this 1694-nucleotide messenger RNA. Its product is annotated as transcription factor bHLH68-like. Gene Ontology annotation, biological process: regulation of transcription by RNA polymerase II. The transcript is spliced from 9 exons. Gene Ontology annotation, cellular component: nucleus. NCBI's taxonomy places the organism in Eukaryota, Viridiplantae, Streptophyta, Magnoliopsida, Malvales, Malvaceae. Gene Ontology annotation, molecular function: RNA polymerase II cis-regulatory region sequence-specific DNA binding; protein dimerization activity; DNA-binding transcription factor activity, RNA polymerase II-specific. The coding region runs from base 386 to 1396 and encodes 336 amino acids. The record is from RefSeq and is a predicted model, not a curated record.